Molecule: messenger RNA, 711 nt
Organism: Peronospora matthiolae
Lineage: Eukaryota; Oomycota; Peronosporomycetes; Peronosporales; Peronosporaceae
Source: the annotation of a GenBank genome assembly
AUGGAGCGGAUGAUGAGUGUGCAGGUAGUUGUACGAGACCAGAUCGAUCCCAUCGCCAGCGGGCUAGUACCGAAACUUAUCGAGUCGUUUCUAGACUGCACCACUUGGUGGACGGUCGAAAAGGCGGCAUGCAGCGGGUACCUUUCGCUUUUGAAUCGGCUCAGGGAACGAAACGCUACGAUCACAGCUCAUGGUAUGGACUGGUCCAUGCGAAUCGCAGCUAUAGAGGGCCGCCUCGACGUCGUGAAGUGGCUCACAGCUUAUCGUCCAGAAAUGAAGAUUUCAACUCGUGUGAUGGAUGCUGCUGCCUUGCAGGGAAAUUUGGACAUUGUCAAGUGGCUCCACGUAAACCGAAGUGAGGGGUGCUCUGUACACGCAAUGGACAGCGCUGCAGCAGGUGGUCACCUGCAUGUCGUCCAAUGGCUACACGAAAAUCGCACAGAAGGAUGUACACGAGCAGCAAUAGAUACCGCUGCAGCGGGGGGUCACUUGGCCAUUGUUCGGUGGCUCUGGGCGCAUCGCAUCGAAGGUUGCACGACUGUCGCCAUUGACUUCGCCAUUUGCAACGGUCAUUUCCCCGUUGUGAAGUGGUUCAGCGAACUCGCAUCGUAUCAGCCAAGAAUUGCCAGUCAUACGGCAGGAGUGUCCAUUAAAGGCCAUACGUGCAUCAAGAAAGACGUUGGCGGUCGAGCCACACUUAUUUUCGAGUAA